AUGAUGAUGAAAAACAAGCGCAGGAUGGGAGUCCAUGAGAAACAACGUCCUUGCAAGAAAGUAAUUAGGCCAACUUUAGAUGGUACCUCCUCAGCGAGAUCGGACAGCUCGAGGGAACCCAGUCCAGGCGCGUUGAGUCAACUCAGUGAGCAAGUAGUUUCAAGAUUGUGUAGGAGUGUUGUGUCGCUCGCCUCAUUCCAUGGUGAUACCAAGUUAGGGGAAUGCACAGGCAUAUGCAUCGAAACCUCAUGCCCUGAUGCUACAAGUUUCCUGACAUCGAGACUUUUGAUUCCACUUACUUGGCCUACAAGGGAGAUCACUGAAAAUUUGACGAUUGAAGUGCACCUUCCAAAUGGUCGGACUGUCACUGGCUGGAUAGAGCAUCCUGGGAGAUAUGUUGAUUUUUUAAUCGUCAAUGUCAAGGACUUGUCUGUAUUUGAUGUCGCGCGUGUAAGUCUUGAUUGUGACAUGCAGUUUGAACCUUAUAGGAAGGUAGCAGCUGUAUGGCGCAAUUUCAGUUCAGGACUUUUAGGGGCCACAAGCGGAGUAGAUCUUGCCUCUCUAAGCGCUCUAACCAGUGAGACAAUGUUCAGCACAUGCCAGAUCAACAAGGCUGGGAUUGGAGGCCCCCUUGUUGAUUUUGAUGGUAACUUUGUUGGGAUGAACUGCUCUCGUACCAGAAGGAAAAAGACCCCCUACGUGCGAAGGGAGCAAAUCCUUCAAUUCUUGGAGUAUUACAGGAUGGUCAGUGUUAGAGCUAAGGAAGAGAUUGAUGAUGCUGAAGAACCCGGAAUCGAAAGUGAGAUGAAACAACUACUUUGCAGCAUUCCAGGAGGCAAGCGUAAGAUUCAUUUUCUUGAAGCAAAUUUCGUCGACGAUAUCUGGAGUAAACUACCCAAAGGCGUUGCUUCAAAAAUGUCUCGAAGUGUUGUCUCACUUGCUUCAUUCAAUGGAGUUGCAAAAUUCUUUGCUUGCACUGGUGUAUUUAUAAAGUGCAAUGCAUGCUCUGCAACAAUUCUGACUUCAGCAAGUUUGGUUAGAGUUUCUGGUGAUGCAAACAGGAUUGAUGAUAACCUGAGGAUUGAAGUUUGCCUUCCAAACCAAUUUCGAGUCGUAGGGAUACUGAAACGUUAUAAUUUACAUUACAACGUUGCUCUUGUUGACAUCAUGGGGUACUGGGGUCCUCGUGAAAUAAAAAUUGGCAGGCAUCUAGUUACCUCAUGUAAAAGUGUAAUAGCUGUGGGGCGUCUUUUUACUUAUCACAGUAUAAUGGCUGCAAAGGGCAAGUUGUUGAUUGGCAAACGAAGCAAGCUCGAUUGCAAAGAACUAUGCGUCUCCACGUGUAAAAUCACCAAGGCUGGGAUUGGAGGCCCACUUAUUGACACUGGUGGGAAUUUUCUUGGUAUGAACUUUUACCAUGAGGAAGAAACUCCGUUCCUGCCGAGGGAUGUUAUUCACCGCCUCUUGUUGAACUUAAAUAAAGGAUGGACUAGGGCAGAUGAGACUAUUGUUGAGGGUGACGAAAAGAGAUGGCUGUUGGCUGGUACAUGUUGGUCCCAUGGAAAUGCCGAGGGUGGUGUCAACAAGUGGCCGUUGCCCGAGCCAUGUGUGCUCCCUGCUGAUAUACCUGACCCUAGUACACUGGAUUUCUACAAGCUGGAUAAGGAGGCAGUGUGCUUUUUAGUCCUGCUACUGCUCGUGGUAAUCGAUAAUGUGUUCAUGUUGGUUGGCUGUCUGACGUCCACUCCAGUCUUUGUGUUGCACGAUGAAUGUAAAUGA
Molecule: messenger RNA, 1779 nt
Organism: Triticum turgidum subsp. durum (durum wheat)
Lineage: Eukaryota; Viridiplantae; Streptophyta; Magnoliopsida; Poales; Poaceae
Source: the annotation of a GenBank genome assembly